AGCUGACGCCGCGCCGCGUGACGCGCUGUACGCAUCGAUCCUGCGAUGCUCGCUGUCGCUAGUUACUCUCGCUGAUUCGUGAUGAUGGUUCGACGCAGCGGCAGGUACACCACCUGGCGUGGAUUUAAAGAUUUCGCGCUUGGAAAACCACCGGACGAAGAAAAAGAAAAGCCAAAACCAGAGGACGAUCUAUCGAACCAUGACGAAAUAUUCUUGAAAAGUAUCGUUGAAAGUCCGGAUUUCGGGCGAAAAAGUGAGCCCAUCGAAUCAGAGGAGGACCUGGUCGUAAAACCCGUAUCGUUGGAUAACGUAAACAUAAUACGGUUGCUGAGCGAGUAUCGUGGCACCAACAUAAGAACUAUUGAGCAAGCGGAACUCGCUAUAUUGCUAUCCAGAAUACAUUUUAAGGCUUUAAUAGAUGCUCAUGAUGCAAUAGGUGCCUUGUGGCUUCAAAGAGGAUCGGGCAUUGAAGAACCACCUGCUAAACAAGACAAAGACACUGCAGAAGGUGCGGAAACUAGCCCGGAGGAAAACGGAGACAUGCCUGUGGAGACAGUCAAAGUUGUAGGCCUUAGGAAAGUGCCUGGACAACCUUUAGGGUUAACGGUCACAACAGAUGAGCAUGGCCAACUCAUAGUAGCUAGAAUAUUAGCCGGCAGUGCCGCAGCCAAGCAAGCCUUACUCUCCAUAGGAGAUGUCCUGCUAGAAGUAGAUGGAGUACAAGUAGAUACUGAAGAGCAGCUCAAAGAAGCAGUGUCCAAGCCUAACGAUAGAGUCACCUUAAAAGUGGGGCCUAACCUCAAGGAGAAAAGUUCCCAGUUAACGAAUAAGCUUACUUGCUACAUGAGAGCUCUGUUUGAGUACAAUCCGAAGGAGGACACACUAUUACCAUGUAAAGAAAUUGGAUUGGAAUUCAAAAAGGGUGAUAUUUUACAGGUGUCAGACAGAAAAGACCCCAACUGGUGGCAAGCGAGCCAUGUAGAAAACCCAGAUGUAGUAGGCCUAAUACCCUCACCGGAAUUGGAAGAAAGAAGAAAAGCGUACGUGCCGCCUGAAGCAGACUUCGUUCAUAAAAUUAGCAUAUGUGGAGCUAGAAUAUCUAAAAAGAAGAAAAAGUUCGUAUACGAGUCCCGCUCAAGCGUGCAGCUGGAAGGCGCGGAAUUAGCGCUAUAUGAAGAAGUAGCGCGUACUCCGCCGUUCCUGCGGCGGGUGUUAGCGCUCGUGGGCACGCGCGGCGUGGGCCGGCGCACGCUCAAGAACCGCAUGAUCCAUGAACACCCCGACCGCUUCGGAGCCGUUGUACCACAUACCUCCCGUCCGCCCCGACCGCUAGAAGAGAACGGCACGUCAUACUGGUUCGUGUCGCGCGAGGAGAUGGAGCGGGACGCGCACGCGGGCCGCUUCCUCGAGUACGGGGAGCAUAAUGGGCACCUUUACGGCACCCACUUGGAUUCCAUCAGAGCUGUUAUUAAGGAGGGCAAGAUGUGCAUCCUGGACUGCGCGCCGGCGUCGCUCAAGCUGCUGCACAACAGCAGCGAGUUCCUGCCCUACGUGGUGCUGGUGGCCGCGCCUGGCAUCGAGCAGCUAAGGAACCUCACCUUCGCCUCCAACCGCAAUCUGACGUUCGACCGGCAGAGCUCCAUUCGCUUUAGCUCGCGCCGCGCGCGCACGCUAGAGUCCCUCGCUUCGCUAUACGAGGAAGAAGACAUGAAGCAAACUCUAGAAGAGAGCGCCCGGAUACAGCGCAUGAACGAGAAAUACAUCGACCUGGUGAUCACCAAUCACAACAACGACACCACCUACUCGCGCAUCAUGGACGCGCUGCACGCGCUCUCUACUGACCACCAGUGGGUGCCCGUUAGCUGGAUAUACUAACACUAACACACUACCCUCUACGAUC
Molecule: messenger RNA, 1900 nt
Organism: Cydia amplana
Lineage: Eukaryota; Metazoa; Arthropoda; Insecta; Lepidoptera; Tortricidae
Gene: vari
Product: protein PALS2
Exons: 12
Coding region: 82-1875 (597 amino acids)
Cellular component (GO): cell-cell junction; plasma membrane
Molecular function (GO): protein binding
Source: RefSeq, a predicted model, not a curated record